This is a messenger RNA of Lineus longissimus, 2915 nucleotides long. Its product is annotated as ribosome-binding protein 1-like. The coding region runs from base 742 to 1074 and encodes 110 amino acids. The transcript is spliced from 7 exons. The record is from RefSeq and is a predicted model, not a curated record. Lineage: Eukaryota; Metazoa; Nemertea; Pilidiophora; Heteronemertea; Lineidae.
AUGACGCAUAACCUUGUCCGCAAUUGCAACCAAAAAAUUCUCGCUGGUAUGGUUUUCAAGGUGAAGGGUAACAUGUAGAUGCCACAAACCUUGUCCGCAAUUGCAACCGAAGAUUUUUGGAUGAACCGAAAGACGAUCAGAUGAAGGCUUUCAGUUGUCCAGGCCAGGCCAGGUGACCAAUGACGAUGAUAGAUCGGGUUCGAUUCAAGCUAUACGCUUGGUGUAUUUGGUUAUCGUGACUGGCGACUUGAGUCUAACUCAUCUCAUGUCCAAAGCGCGGUGGCUGGGUCCCAGGCAUGCUUGCCACUUUGUUCUGCGGUCCUCAUCUAAGUUUCGACGGUGAUGACAUGGACUUAGGUUCAAAGUACGUGUUCCCCUUGAGUCAUUGUGGUUGAUUGAUGGGGGCAAUUAAUGGUUGCGUGUCGCUAGUCAUUCAAUUGGUCCCCUUGUUUUAGAGUGUUGGCGGGAUAAGUCUUACGACUGUUAACAAUAGUAAGCAAUAGCUGGCCAGCGAUCCCCUACCUGAUCUCGAGGGGGAUGGAAUGACUGGGGUUAGAGGCCUGUUGUUAACCUGCGGAAUUUCGUCGGACGAAAUGUCAGGCGUGUCCGUGUGGGACUUGUGCUAAACCAGUUUAGUACAUAUGACGAAGACAUUGGGUUCUUUGAAUAACAACAGUGUUCUCAACCUCCUUGUGCCUCACAAAGCUAACAUAUAUACCCGCUGAAAUCGACAAGACGGCGAUGAAGAAGGAGAGCCGGCCUCCAGCUCGAGAGCCGAGAAGACACUGGAUGGACCUGAAGAAUAUGUUGCUGCCAAUGUUGGAGCCAUACAGGGAAGCCCGAGCCAACAUUGUACAAGGGCCACAAGGUCCUCCAGGGCCUCAAGGACAAGGGACACAAGGACAAGGGACACAAGGACAAGGGACACAAGGACAAGGGACACAAGGACAAGGGACUCAAGGACAAGGGACUCAAAAGACGAUGUUGCAAUCUGUGGGCCCUCUGCAGAUUGAGAUGAUGGCUGUCGAGAAGACCCAACCACUCAACCAAGAUCUACAAUUCGUGCUAUGGUAGAUGUGACUCUCAAAAGAUUUUGGAUGACGAAGGAAUCCAAUACAUAUUAGUCGCUCACAGAUACGGGCAGACAACUGAGAGUCGAGUGGAUUCAGUGGAUCGAAUGGCUGUGCAGAGGGAUAGCCAUGUGCAGGAGUGACGAACCACAGCUCAGCAAACGAUGCCUUGACAGAACAAUUCAAGGAGAACCUUCGCUAAGAUCAGAAAGGGAACUUGUUUGCUGUGGGGAUGGAUUGGACACCGAAAUGUCUGUCAUUCUAAUAAACUAUAAUGACAAUCCAACUCCAAAGGGACUCUCUGGACUUAGGGAAAGCUACGGACAUAGAGCCCUGACAUGAUAUCCUGCAGCCACCAUGAGGACAGCCUAUCUCAUACCUUCGGAAGGGUGCCAUCACACGCAUGGAGAAGCAUCCGACAGGAGGAAGAAGGAUGUUGCUGACCAGCACAUCCCAACGAUGUAUUUUUGUCACCGUAGACCUAUUGUUUUUAUUGAAAUAUCUGAUUGAAAGGUGAUUUUAUUGAUAAAAAUCCUAAAAUUUUCUGAUGGGAGAAGGCAUAUAUUUACCUUCUUAGGGCAAUGACAAUAUGUUGUCAUGGUUUAAAAUAAUGCACGUAUAAAGAAGGAAUAACAUUUUAGAGGAGGGUUUCUUUGGUUACCAGGGGCACCAUGAUCCAAGAGAUCAACAAUUUUCUGGCAAAAUCUUUUGAAAGAAAGCGAAUUGUGGAGUGGGCGUUUAUGGAGAGCCAAUAGGGCAUGUCAGUACCCAAACAAAUAAGUCUUAAGCAAAAUUGAUUUUUAGCUUAUGAAGGCAGAAGCUAAUAGCCUAGGGCACAUCAGGACCCUACUGCUUGAAAUGGUUUUCUCCUGAAAUAAUCACCAACUUCAUCAGAUAUUUCAUUAUUAUAUCUCCAUCACUUGAGACAUGGGGUUCAUAUGAUUUCUUUCUUGCUUAAACCCCAGGCAAAAAAGGAACAUAUGUGUCUUCGAUGGAACGUAGGCCUUUUUUACUGUCUCUCAAUCUCCCCAGUACCACAGAAUCCACGGGCAUUGGUCUGAGCAGUUAAGCCGAGACCUUCUAACGUUGGCUGGCUCAGUUGCUUGGUAUCAUAUAAUACCAGAGACAACUGACCAACUACACAAAGAAGUUAAAGAAGUUGCGUUCCCUCAAUCACUUUUACCAAAUACCUGGGAACCAGGUAUUGAUGAAAAGACACAUUCAACUUAUAUAGUUGAAAACACUCUCAUUAUUUUAUUGAUAUUUGUGAGAAUAUCAAAAGAUUUCCUGAUGACAGAAUCGACUGCUUCGAGAUCUUGCGAGGGCAUAUUUAUCAUGCUCUGCAGAUUAUGAAGACGGUCUUUUGCCCCACUGAGAAUUGGAUUAGACAUGGUACUGAAUGGUUUGAGAAAAGUGUAAUUAAAACGUCAACUUUGUAAGACGUUUCGUUUUGUCCUGCAUGUAAUAAAUGUAGACCUUGUUAGUAAAAUAAAGAGAUCUUAGACUCCAACUUGCCAAAAAACUGGCAUACCCACUUCUGUCUAGUCUUGCCAUGUCGAAAGCUACGUCUUUUGUCAUGCAAAUAACAUGUCACCUCUCAACCUUUUGUGAUGCAAAGCGGCAGCCUCAAGGUGGAGUGGCCAUGAGAAAUGUGGUCCUUUUGUUAUUUAAAUUGGGCCCUUAAGCUGUUUAGUCAUGGUGUGGUGACAGCCUGACCUAUUGUUAGCUGAAAUGGCUCAACUGCAUUCACACACAAUAGGUUUAAUGCAUGCAUGAAUAGUAAAUGAACAUAUUAUUAGCAUGCAGAGUUGAAGUUGUGGAGUCUGACUAGUGUAAGAUCUCUAU